AUGCUAUCAAAAGUACAAAUCUCCUUGGCAAUUCUUUCAAUUCUUGUCAUUUUCAUUCAUGCUGAAACUGUCUGUAACGGCACCGAAUUGAGUGUUGAAAACGAUGCGGAGGUUGGCUUGUUAACCGAAAAACCGUGCACCAAAGUAUAUGGAAACAUUGUGAUUCGAAAUUUGCACAGUCCAAAACGUAUGCCAAACUACUGGACUGUUGAAGAACUUUACGGAUCUCUUAUCAUUGAGAAUACAACUAACUUGGGGGAUUCAGUGAAUCUUCAGAAUCUUAGAGCCAUUCGUGCAGAUGCCUUUCCGGCUAUCGUCGUGAGAGGAAACCAGGGAUUGAAGUUAGCAAUUGGUGCAAGACUCGGUCUUGUUUCCACUAAACAUAGUAUUACUUACUACUUCGCUGAUAACUGGCCAGCUUACAUGACAGAGAGUCAACACUACACUCUCUUCAUGGCAUCUGAAAAACGUCGUCCAAUCUUUCUAACCGAUAAUCAUUUCCUCACAAAACAGUGUGAUGAAUGGUAUUACAGUCUCUGGACUUUCGUCUUUGCAAUUCUCUGCUUUGUGGCAGCUGUUGCCUUGAUUGGAAUUUCAAUUUAUGGAAGAAGAGAUGAAAAGAAAAAGAUUCUUUGA
Molecule: messenger RNA, 636 nt
Organism: Caenorhabditis remanei
Lineage: Eukaryota; Metazoa; Nematoda; Chromadorea; Rhabditida; Rhabditidae
Exons: 4
Coding region: 1-636 (211 amino acids)
Source: RefSeq, a predicted model, not a curated record